This is a messenger RNA of Dreissena polymorpha, 1194 nucleotides long. RefSeq lists its product as uncharacterized. The record is from RefSeq and is a predicted model, not a curated record. The coding region runs from base 104 to 1033 and encodes 309 amino acids. The transcript has 7 exons. NCBI's taxonomy places the organism in Eukaryota, Metazoa, Mollusca, Bivalvia, Myida, Dreissenidae.
GCCUAACCAAUCCAAACUGUCGAAGAUAAGGACGUGCAUAUGUACAUUCACGAUUGUGUUUAUGUACGACCACACGAAUAGAUAAUGCCGCAAACAGAUAACAAUGCUCUAUGCAGCCGUCACGUCAAUUGUUUUCGUCCAGAUAUUUCGGAUUGCGUAUGGAGAAAGCUCUGCAGAUCCGUGUCUUGCCGGAAACCACGAUAACAUUACGUCCAUGGGUUUCCGGCAAGUGACCAACAAGGACUGUUCCCUGAACAGGGUCACUGAUUACCGGCUCGUCCGCGCCUGGUAUUACGCGGGACCGGAUCCCAUUCUCACCUCACCGCCUGAUCAGCUGUGCAGAUGUGGGGCCAACUUCCCUAUAUGGAUGAAUGGUUCUUUGCCUCACCCACAAGAUGGAAUCGUCUCACGUGACACGUGUCUCAAGUACUCGACUAUUUGUGACACGCGCUUCGGUAUCCAGGUGAAGAAUUGCGGAACAUUCUACGUGUACAAACUGCCCCCAACCCGCGAGGACCACACGGCCUAUUGCUUUGGAAGCGUCCCAAAUGCGAUUUCAACGAUUGCACCUGAUUGCGGCGACCCAAACGACAAAAUAAACCUAGAUUCGGAUGUUGUCCUUGGUGAAUUCAGAUCAAUACAAUACAAUUCCACUGGUGUCGAUUCCCACGCAACCGUGUAUUGUCUCCCAGGACAUGGAGUUGUCGACGGUACUGAUACAUACGAGUGGUUCACACUUACUUGUACAUCCGGUCUAAAGUGGAAUUCAACACGGACGUGCAAGAGUUUACAAGAUUGCGGUGACCCAAACGACCCCAAAAACCACGAUGUGGACGUGAAGCUUGGGGAUUUUCAUAACAUCACCUACACCACUUCGACCACAGAUUCUCAUGCUAUCGUUUAUUGCAGCAACGGGUACGGUGUUCAAGACAACGGUAUUAAACAGAAUUGGUUCCAACUCACGUGCAAAGAUAACAAAUGGCAUUCCUCUCGCACUUGCAGGUCUCUUGAAACAGCGGUGAUGUUCGGAUAAAAAUGUACCAUCGGAGAAUUGAACAUUCGUGGACUCGUUCGCCGCAGAAAUUGAAUACACCGAUAAUAAUUGAUAGUCAGGACUUAACAUACAAAAAACACACGAAAUCAAACUAGGUCUUAUUAUUACUAUUAUCCGCAAAUAAAUGUACGCACCUACGU